Molecule: messenger RNA, 2526 nt
Organism: Cavia porcellus (domestic guinea pig)
Lineage: Eukaryota; Metazoa; Chordata; Mammalia; Rodentia; Caviidae
Gene: Spn
Product: sialophorin
Exons: 1
Coding region: 1-1338 (445 amino acids)
Biological process (GO): regulation of T cell activation; defense response to bacterium; cell surface receptor signaling pathway
Cellular component (GO): external side of plasma membrane
Molecular function (GO): transmembrane signaling receptor activity; heat shock protein binding
Source: RefSeq, a predicted model, not a curated record
AUGGCCCUGCCACUUCUCUUCAGUGGGAGCUUCUGGGUUCUGCUGGUGAGUCUAGUCUUAUCGAUAACCACCUUGAACAAUUCCACUGCUUUGGUUGUGGACUCAGUGACCUCCACAACACUAGAGAUGGGAACCUUUUUAGAGCACAGCACAAGCAAUGGGGUCUUGACCCCAACUCCCUCAACUGCCUUUAGCGACAAUGAAGAGUCCUCUCUCGAGAUUUCUGUUGGUGCCAGUACUGGUCCUACUGUGUCUAAGCCAAUGCCCUCCAAGAAAGCUUCAACCAUAAAGCCAUUAGUGCCUCUGGAAAUUGUUAAUGGAACCAGUGACCCUGCAAUCCCCAUAAGAGUAAACACUCAGGAAUACCGCACUGUGACAGGUGGAGCCACGACAUUUAACUCUCUGGAAACCUCUGCUAGGAUCAAUGAGACCAAUACAACAAGCUCUCCAGAGCCCUCCAGUGGGGCCAGUGGACUCCCUAUCACCGAUGCAACAAGCUCUCUGGAGACCUCCAGUGGGGCCAGUGGACCCCCUGUCACCAACACAACAAGCUCUCCAGAGCCCUCCGGUGGGGCCAGUGGACUCCCUGUCACCAGUGCAACAAGCUCUCUGGAGACCUCCAGUGGGGCCAGUGGACCCCCUGUCACCAACGCAACAAGCUCUCCAGAGCCCUCCGGUGGGGCCAGUGGACCCCCUGUCACCAACGCAACAAGCUCUCCAGAGCCCUCCAGUGGGGUCAGUGGACCUCCUGUCACCACGACAAUCAGCUCCCUGGUGACCUCCAAUGCAGCCAGCAGCUCCUCAGUCUCCAUCACGAAAGUAUCCAUGGGGACCACCCCAAAGCUCUCUACAGAUAUGAGCACAAGGUCCCCAGACCAGGAACGGAAAGGCAUGCUGCUGGUGCCCCUGCUGGUGGCCCUGCUGGUCGUCGUGGUGCUUGUGGCAUUCCUCCUGCUGUGGCGUCAGCGGCAGAAGCGGCGCACAGGAGUCCUGACACUGAGCAGUGGAAAGCACAAUGGGGUGGUGGAUGCCUGGGCUGGGCCAGCCCAGGUCCAUGAAGAGGAAGCCCUGACAGAAGCAGUAGCGGGAGCUGGGGGUGAGAAGGGCUGUGGGGUCCCUGAGACAGAGGGGUCUGCCCGGCGGCCCACACUUACCACUUUCUUCAGCAGACGAAAGUCUCACCAGGGCUCCUUGGCAAUGGAGGAGCUGAAGUCCAGCCUAGGGCCUGGCCUGAAGGCCGAGGAGGAGCCGCUGGUGGGCAGUGAAGAUGAGGCUACGGAAGGCGCAGCCUCUAAGGGCCCCAACAUGGGGGAUGGGGUGGCACCUCAGCGCCUAUGAGCAAGGAGGACCUUGCCGGUUCCACCAACCUCCCUCUGAGCUUUGCUUCCAACCCCAUCCUCACCAGCACCCUCAGGAUCUCUCUCAGCAUCCUCCUCACUUGGAGUGGCUGCCUGGUUUCUCAGCCCUGGGCUCUCCAGCCAGCAUCCUCACCUGGCACCUACAUCUAGACCUGAGCCACAGCCUGCUCCUGCUGUCUGCAGACCAACUAAAUCAGCCUUCUCCAUGAAUCCAUUCAGUUCCCUCUCCGUCUAUCUUCAUCCUGCGACUGAGUUGCUGAAUCUUUAGGAUGCCACACUUACUGACCCAUGACUUCUCCAAGGGUCCCAGCUGGGGAUACCAACAUUUGGGAAGAAGGAAAUGACAAAUCUGGCCAACUCCCCAGGAUGAAGCUUUGAAAAGUACAAGGGGUCCUGUGUUGGGACAUCCUAAAGGGCAGCCCAUGUCUGUUGGGACUUUGACUCUCUGGGUGGCUCCCUCUGGCCACCCUAGGGCCUUGGCUGGGUGGGGCUGCCCAUCUGUGCUCUCAGGAAAGCCUGUGACCUUCUCCAGAGCCCCAGCACCCAGGACUGACUUUGCUCUACCUCAGGGACUAUGGCUGGGUAGGGCACUUUGCCACUUCUCCCAAGAGAGGAGAGGAGUCCUGGCCGGGGGUGGUUCUUAGGGGGGUUGACAUCUGCGACAUAGCACUCCUGGGUGUGGUCUGUAUGCAAGAGGUGUCAGUGUUUAAGGGUAGUGAUGAUUACAGACUACAAAGGGGGGCAGAGGCUGAGGAGGGCUGCCCCCAGUGUGGGGUACAUGGGCCCACUAAGAAUGCAGGUGUCUUCACCUUUGCUCAGAUGGGGCACACAGAUGGGAAACUUUAACUCAGUCUGACAGUCUAAGAAUACAGGCUUAACAAGGCUGGGCAUGGUGGCACAUACCUGUGAUCCUAGCACUCUGGAGACUGAGCUAAAAUAAAAAAAGCCCUUGAAAUGUAGCUUAGCGUGAAGGCGUAAGUUUGAGGCCAGCCUGAACUAUGUAGCAAGUCCUGUUUCAAAAAACGAGAGAGAAAGGGGCUGGGGAUUUAGCUCAGCGGCAUAAGCGCCUGCCUUGCAAGCAGGCAGUCGUGAGUCCGAUCCCGGGUACCGAUAAAAAGGAAAAAGACAAAAAAAAAAAAAAAAAAAAAAAAAAACAACAACAACAAAA